Molecule: messenger RNA, 2565 nt
Organism: Penicillium manginii
Lineage: Eukaryota; Fungi; Ascomycota; Eurotiomycetes; Eurotiales; Aspergillaceae
Product: PSP1 family protein
Exons: 3
Coding region: 1-2565 (854 amino acids)
Cellular component (GO): cytoplasm
Source: RefSeq, a predicted model, not a curated record
AUGUCUGCGCCAUCCCACAAACAGAUGUCGGGCACACCUCCCGUGCCUGCCACGAAUGCCACCAGACUCGAGAAAGGUCAUCCUGGAGUCCGUCGCUCCACACCUGAUUCCGAAGCGCUGGCUUCUUCCGAUGAUGACGGCGAGCACAACCCUUUGACUCAAACCAUCACUGCGCCGGCAACGAAGCCUGUACGUCGGACAUCUUGGCUGAAUGAGGUGCCUAUUUCCAUUCAAAGGAAACACUCACUCCCCGGUGGACCUCUCGCAUCUGCUCCUUCAAACCCCGCCAGUCCGUCCGGUGAUCAGCCGCCGUGGGCAGCAGCUACCAGCCCUGGCCUCAGCACUUCCUUCAAUUGGAAUCAAUCUGGAGGCAGCCAGUACCCGUGGGGAACUGGUAUCUGGAACACAGAAUCUCGCAAGGAACCCCCGCCUCGUCUGUCGGAGAUCGUGCCCUCCCCAACUAUGACCAACCCUCCAGCUGGAAGCGCCUCACUCGGUGACGAGAUGCUGAGUCCCAUCACCCGCACCAUCUCAGGAGAAUCGGCCAUUCCUUUUUCAAUUCCCCUCCAUCCUACCCCAAAGACAUACCGUUCGCAAUCUUACUCGGUCGGGCAAAUGGAUCCAGAGUUGGCGGGACUUGCAGCAAACAAACCUAGCACCGGUGGUGCGUAUCCAAAUCCUAGUGGUCGCUCUCGCGGCCCUGGUCAAAUGUCUUCUGGCCAACCUCGGGCCUCACGACCAAGCGUACUCGGCGAGUUGGGCCACGAUUCUGCAAUGCUCGGACGGGUCCGCGAGGACGACGACGGAGAAUCAAGCCUGGGUUCUGACGGCGAUAUCGCGUAUUCAGCCAGCCAAGCCAGAACGAUUGAGCAACUCGCCCGCGAGAAUGCGCUCUUGCGCCAGGCUGCAGCUGCGGGUCAAAGGGACAAUCGCUACCGUGAACGCGCAUCCUCCUCUGCAUCAACUGCUAGUGGGCUACACGCAGCACAUCGUAUCCACGGCGGUGUUCCUGAGGAAGAUAUAGCCCCCGAGGAUCCCGGAGAACUGCGCGAUAUCCAUGGAUACGGUGUCAUGCGCGGCAACACCGGACGACGCUACUCGGAGCAUUCAGCAAAUCUAGAGCAACAGUUUUCGUCGUUCGCUUCCUCGCCUUUGGAGAAUCGCGCCCUUGAGAACGUUCGCAAGGGCCACUGGCAGACUUCUCUGGGCUUUGGAAGUAUGGUCGAUAUUCCGCAGAGUCGCCGCCACUCGUUCGCUGAUAUUCCAAUUCGCCAUGCCUCUGUCAGCUCGGUUGACUCCCAUGCGACCGCCACUCCUCGGGCUGGCUUGGGAGAACGAGAUGAUGGAUACGGAAAUACGAACGACUACCCUAACCCGUCCAUGCAGCCUCGUGAGUAUUCGGCUCUCCAUCAAUAUCCCACUGAGGCGACUCUAAAUCCAACUCACUUGCCAGAACCAUACUACUCCCGGGAACAAGCUCUACGUGGGGACGGUACCUCUGGCCUUCCAGCUGCUCUCAACCAAUACGCCAUGUCUGGAGCCUAUGGCCGGCAACCACCUGCGCUGUCUCAUGCCCAUCAGAACCAGCUCCUCUACAUUGUCACCUUCAAGUGCCAUCGUGCCGAUGUCUUCUACAUUCAAGAGGAUACCGGUCUCCAGGUGAAAUCAGGCGAUCUCGUCAUCGUUGAGGCUGAUCGAGGUACCGACUUGGGUACUGUCCAACAUGCCAAUGUGUCCCUUCAGAAAGCGCGAGAGCUCAAGCAGCAGUACGCCGAAGAGCACUAUAAAUGGCUCAUGAUGUUCUCCCGACAGGGUCAAGUAGAGGGCUCCAAUUGCGACGGGCGGAAUGGGCCCUCAUGCCCCAGCGUCCAAGAGCCGGCUACAGAUAUCAAGCCGAAACUUAUCAAGCGUCUUGCGCAAAAUCACGAGAUUCUUACACUGCGCGACAAAGAAGGCAACGAAGCCAAGGCCAAGCGGGUUUGCCAACAAAAGGUCGUCGAGCAUCGACUAAAUAUGGAAAUUCUCGAUGCCGAGUUCCAGAUGGACUGGAAGAAGCUUACUUUCUACUACUUCGCCGACUCCUACAUCAACUUCAACUCGCUGGUCACCGAUUUGUUCAAGAUCUACAAGACGCGAAUCUGGAUGUCCGCGAUCAACCCGGCCUCUUUUGUGACACCCCCGUCUGCUGGUCUCCCGGGGACUGGUGGUAUGAGCAACCCACUGUACAGCCAAGAUCAACAGCACCCAGAUCGUCGCCACCAACACGAGGGGAGGGCCUAUGGUGGGCGAGACCCGAUCGACACCGGUCGUGAAAGCAUGCCCAAUCCAGUAGGCGCUCUUCGGACAGCAUUCACCGACUCUUACCAGCCCUUUGCUCAGCCCACUCGUCAACUUGAGACCGCACAAGGCGAUCCGUUCGCACCCUACUCCCCCACCAGUUUCGGUCCCAUGGACCCAAGCUUCACCGACUACCCCGCUGGUGGUGCUGGCAACGCUGCGGCUCGCAUACACCCAGCACAAACUGAGUGGACCAGUCGAUUUCAGGGCCUGUCACUCAAUUCGUGA